AUGAGCCCUCGGGACUGGUGCUGUGUCACGUGGAGCGAAAUGAUGUAUACAUUGGAAUCUAGCCCUUAUCUGACAGGAGAAGUCCACUCAAACAGUGUGCAAAUGGAACGACCAGAAAACAAGAGCAAUAGCUGCACAGGUGAAGAUGAAGCCAAGAUAAUGAGAAGGAGAGAGGCCGAGGCGGAAGGAGGCCCCCUCAGCGCCAGCCCCAGGAGAGAGGCCGAGGCGGAAGGAGGCCCCCUAAGCGCCAGCCCCAGGAGAGAGGCCGAGGCGGUAGGAGGCCCCCUCAGCGCCAGCCCUAGGGGAGAGGCCGAGGCGGAAGGAGGCCCCCUAAGCGCCAGCCCCAGGAGAGAGGCCGAGGCGGAAGGAGGCCCCCUCAGCGCCAGCCCCACGAGAGAGGCCGAGGCGGAAGGAGGCCCUAGAGGAGGCUGCGAAGGGCAAGGUGUUCGCUGA
Penaeus monodon (black tiger shrimp) is the source of this 453-nucleotide messenger RNA. RefSeq names its product MARCKS-related protein-like. The transcript is spliced from 4 exons. The record is from RefSeq and is a predicted model, not a curated record. Bases 1 to 453 code for a protein of 150 amino acids. Lineage: Eukaryota; Metazoa; Arthropoda; Malacostraca; Decapoda; Penaeidae.